AUGAUAUUUGAAGCUGAUGUGAUCAUUGGACCAGAUGAGCUGGAAAAUAAUUUCGAUUCUCAGGCCUAUCUUUUGGAUUUUUAUCAACAUGUUGAUGAUCCGGCUAUGCAAAUGAUGAUUAUGUUAUUACCAACUAUUGCUGAACGUAUUGAUUGUUGCGAUAAUCUUUUGGAUUUUGGUGCUGGACCAACCAUACACGUUUCGGUUGUUUUCAGGAAUAAAGUAAACAAUAUAUACUUAGCUGAUUAUUUGCCGCAAAAUAUUGAUGAAUUAAUUCGAUGGACAACUGGUCGAGGUUCAUUUGAUUGGACACCGGCGCUUAAAAUGAUUGCGACAGUAGAAGGUUCCGGUUGGUUGCAACUGAAAGAAAUGGAAGAAUACACUAGGUCAAAGAUUCGAUCAGUUUUUCAUUGUAAUUGUCAUAAUAAACCAUCGAUAAGUGCCCCGGAAAUUUCUCAAAAUAAUUUCGAUAUAGUUGUAAGCAUCCUUUGCUUGGAAUACUGCUGCAAUAGUAUAACAGAAUAUAAAGAAGCAGUACAAAAUGUUGUAGAUCAAGUAAAACCUGGGGGUUGGUUUGUAAUGGGUGGUGUGCUAGAAGAAACGUGGUGCUCAUUUAGUGGACGUAAAUUUGCAUGUUUAUAUCUUACCGAAAAUUCAUUAUUUGAAGCAUUACGUGAAGCAAAUCUUUUAGUCGAUGAUGAGCAAUCGAGAAUUUAUUACUGUGCUCAAGGCAUUUUUCUCAUUUGUUGUAAAAAGCAAAUUUGA
Messenger RNA from Cercopithifilaria johnstoni, 765 nucleotides. Lineage: Eukaryota; Metazoa; Nematoda; Chromadorea; Rhabditida; Onchocercidae. The record is from the annotation of a GenBank genome assembly.